Messenger RNA from Aspergillus wentii DTO 134E9, 633 nucleotides. RefSeq lists its product as uncharacterized. Bases 1 to 633 code for a protein of 210 amino acids. The record is from RefSeq and is a predicted model, not a curated record. NCBI's taxonomy places the organism in Eukaryota, Fungi, Ascomycota, Eurotiomycetes, Eurotiales, Aspergillaceae. The transcript is spliced from 2 exons.
AUGGACACAAUAUCAGGCGAAUAUGAAGACCCAGGAUCACCACUUCUGAAACCAUCUGCGCUCCGGGUAUUAGUUCAGACAUUGACACACUUCGUCCCCGCAGAUGGCAGGGCUCCAGAAGGCGAUCUAUACAGCAGCAAACUGAUGGCAAUGCUUGAUCGAAUAUGCCAGCAUCAUUGGAACUGUGACUUUCAACCCGGUGUGCAGCGCUUUUACUCCUACGGUGAUGAAUUCGGUUACAACAAUCGUCGGUGCUUCUUUCUUGUCGAUUACGGUACCUCUGAUAACGACGAUGAUGUGCCGAUUCUAUGCUACGAGUGGACAGGAGAAUCGUUCAAGCCUACGCCUCAACUCCUACAAAACGAGGAAGUGCAGGCAGAGCUCAAAGAUAUACCUUUUACGCCUGGGCCAGACGAGCCAUACGAAAAGCCUCCUGUACCAAGGACUGUGCGGAGGAGGCUUCGAAAAGCCCAGGCAAUUCCUAAUAGAGAGCUAGAUUAUCUAAUGGUACAUCCUGAAGAUAUGGAAUGGCUCGAACGAAAGGUCAAACCGAGGUUUUGGGCUAAUCUUUUGGGGCAGAUUGAGCGUCGACAUAAGGAGAAGGAGGAGAUAGAUAUACUUCUGUAUAACUGA